Molecule: messenger RNA, 1576 nt
Organism: Pelagomonas calceolata
Lineage: Eukaryota; Pelagophyceae; Pelagomonadales; Pelagomonadaceae
Source: the annotation of a GenBank genome assembly
CACAAAGGAGCACAGAGGUGGCUGGCACUGGCUGCGUAAGGGUCGAGUAGGCCAUCAACAAGGUGGCUGCGUAACAGGAAGCGACAAACAGACCAACAGCCGCAGCGCGCCCCCACCAUAAUGGCCGCCCGCCGCUGGCUCCUCCUCGCGGCCGGCGCAAGCGCGAGCAUCCACGACCUGGUCGUGGACAAGGACCGGCGCGCGCUGUACCGCAUCGAGUCCUUCUGCUUCGUCGAGGGCGGCGUGCUCGAGCUGGACGUGAGCGACUUCCGCGUCGACGGCCGCGGCGACCCGCGCGCGGGCUUCGCGAUGCGGCGCGCGGCGUCGGAGUCCGCCGCGCAGCAGGAGCUCGAGGAGUCCCUGGAGGCCGAGGCCUGCAUCCUGGACUGGACCGAGGGCGCGAGGGGCGACGGCGCCGUCUUCGAGAUGGACCUGAGCGACCGGAGCAAGUGGGCGGACACGCAGACGCUGAAACACGUCGUGAAGGCGGGCGAGGAGGGUUUAUAUUCUCUCGUCUACGCGCGCUGCGCGCCCGACGAAUCUAAAGAUGGCGCGUCGUCCUUCCACCUCGAGGCCAAGUUCUACAACCCGGGGCCCUCUUAUUUAUCAGCGUGCGAGGCCGCCCUACCAAAAGUUUUUGCGGCCUUCGCGGGCCUCUUCGGGCUCUGCGCCUGCGUCUGGUGGUUCCUUUUGUGCAGGGGAGGCAAGGAGCGCGUGCACCGCGUGCAUCCCCUCAUGGGCGUAUUACUCAUCCUCAAGACGCUCACGCUCGCGGCGCGGGCCGCGCGCUACGCCGCUAUUGAUAGAACGGGCUCGGGCGGCGGCUGGGCCGACGCCUACUACGUCUUCGCGUCGCUCAAGGGCGUCAUGCUGUUCGUGGUGCGCGCGCGGCGCGAGAGUCGCAUCGUGGCGGCGCGUCCACGCCAUCGACGCGACGCCCGCUCGGCGGGUGACGCACCGGUCGCCGCGCGCGCAGGUCAUUUUGCUCGUGGGCACGGGCUGGUCGAUCGUCAAGCCCUACCUGAGCGGCCGGGAGCGGCGCAUCGUCGUCGUCGUCCUCGUCCUCCAGGUCGUCGACAACCUCGCGCUCGUCGUCUUCGAGGAGGCGGCGCCGGGGUCGCGCGCGUGGCUCACGUGGCGCGACGUGCUGCACCUCGUGGACAUCGCCUGCUGCGUGGCCAUCCUCAUGCCCAUCGUGUGGUCGAUCCGGCACCUGCGCGAGGCGGCGGCGGCGGACGGCAAGGCCGCGGACACGGUCGGCAAGCUGACGCUCUUCCGCCAGUUCUACGUCAUGGUCGUGGCCUACGUCUACUUCACGCGCAUCGUCGUCUUCCUGCUGGCGGCGACGCUGCCCUUCGAGUUUUUGUGGCUGCGCUACGUCUUCGCCGAGGGCGCUACUUUAUUAUUCUACGCGGCGACGGGCUACAAGUUCCGGCCGCGCGAGGACAACCCGUACCUCGCCGUGCGCGCCGAGGAGCUCGAGGAGUUCGGCCUCGGCGGGGGCGACGCGGAGGAGCCGGGGAAGGAGGCGGCGCCGGCCUGACGCGCGCGUAAGAGGCUGGUGCGUAAAGACCCC